AUGACAACUUCUUUUGAUGGUCCAUAUCCACCAAAUGCACAACGAAGAUCAUCCCGCUGGCCAACUGCACCAGGAGUUUAUGUUAACGUCGAGUUCAGAGUCUCGACGUCCGAGAAUGAUAAGGGACAUGGGGCAUCACUGAGGUACGCAUCAAGGAAUAUGAGGGAAAGGGAAAAAGCAGGAGCAAAUACACAUUUGGGUGGCAAACCAAUACCAUCGAUAUUGACUCCUGGUCAUUUUCAACUCAAUAAUUCAUCUCACUAUCAGCAAAAACCACAGCAACAGCGAGAUCUAAAUCGAGGGUUGAGUAUUGGUAUGGAAACACCAGGGAGAGGAAGAUCUGCACCACCGACGAUGAACGAUAGAACUCAACCAAUUAGUCCAGUCAGUCCUGUUAGCCCAUUGAGUGCUGUUGGCAGUCCAAUACAACAUCGGAUAGUGAACCUACCUCAGCAAAACAUUAUGGACCGAUUAGACCGACCUUUACCAUCAACACCAGGACGUUUUCGUCUCGGCGAAGAUGACUUACCAUGGUCAACACCUCCCUCGUAUUGGAACGCCGAACCUGAUACAUCAGAAAGUGUCGGUCCUACACUAACCAGUAUCGAGACCUUUCAACCAUAUCAACCUUUUCCAACUACUACUAGACGAACCGAAGAUCCUAAAAGAGUUCGAGAGUUGUCGGAACUUCAACAGGCUAUGAUGACGGUGGAUAGUAUUGACAAUGAUGUUUGGGAUCCGUGGAUGUGGGAUAGUGUAGGAGAUAUGCCUAGAGGGCCAAGGAGUAUUGGCUGGGCAGUGAGUUCGAACGAUGCAUCUAAUUCACCAGUCUCGCCGUCUCUGAAGACUCCUGCUCCUCCGCCUUACGUUGUUAGUCAGUGGGAAAAUGCUUGUAAAAAGAGAACUGGAACUAUGAGACCUAGAAGUACGGGCUGA
This is a messenger RNA of Botrytis porri, 936 nucleotides long. RefSeq lists its product as uncharacterized. The transcript has a single exon. Lineage: Eukaryota; Fungi; Ascomycota; Leotiomycetes; Helotiales; Sclerotiniaceae. The record is from RefSeq and is a predicted model, not a curated record. The coding region runs from base 1 to 936 and encodes 311 amino acids.